UUCCUGUGAAAUUAAGAGAACAAAGGCUGUAUAAAGUGAUAACUAGGCAGAGGUAAAGCCCUUCAUACACAACUCCUCCCUCGAUCUUCCCUUCACUUUGUCCUACAGCAAAACAUAGGUACACACUGGUUAGAAGUGCUCAGCCGUGUGGGUGAAGAUUCAGCCCUCUCUAAAGAUGAGCACCUUGUGGUUCACCUCCUUGUGGCACCUCCUCCUCUUCCUCUUCACCUCAGAGGAAGCCUGCGCAGAGUCUGUCAUAAAAAGUGUGCGACUCAUUGUCCAUCCAAGAGACGAAGUUGAAAGAGGUACAAAUGUGACAUUAGAAUGUCAGGCAGAAGUCAGCCACAAGGAGGGGUCUCAACCCAACCAUAAUUACAGCUUCUACAAAGAUUUUAAGUCAUUAAAUACUGACCAGACCAGUUCUAGGGACAACUUCUACUCUAUACCAGAUGCCAGAGUGGCCCACUCUGGGAAAUAUCAAUGUGUUGUUAACACUAAGGAGCAAAAGGGGCAAAGCAGUGUCGAAGCCCUUACAGUGAAAGGUCUUCAGACACCAGUCCUAAAAGUGGAUAAACUGAAACUGAGAGAGGGAGAUGAUGUUACUGCUGUCUGUACAGUAGAGGAAGAAAUAGGUCCUUUGACAUUUUUCUUUAGCGAUGGAUCUCAGGACCUCUACAUGGAGCACACAGAGAGUCACAAAGUUGAGCGGCAGCUAGUCCUUCCUAAAGCAACUAUGAAUAUAUUUUGCUACUAUUCUUUUUCAUUUCCUAGCACAAUAGAACGCUCUAAUAAAAGUAAUGUGAUACGUUUUGACAUUCAAGAGGUGGCGAUUAAUCCCAAUAUCAAAGUCAACCCAUCAACAAAUAUCACUGAAGGAGAUCUCAUAACUUUCAACUGCAGUGUUGAUACGACUUACCAAAGAAAUUCUGAACUCAAAAUCAGUCUCGUACAUGGACAUACUUUGCUCAGUGUUAACAUGACACAGACAGAUUACAAAAUGCCUAUUAAGGCUAAUGAAUCUGGGGAAUAUGAGUGCAUCUCAAGGCUUGGUCGUGUUUCUAAAUCAUCCGCUAUGAACAUCACUGUAAAAGAGCUCUUCUCCAUGCCUGUCCUGAGCAUUCCUCAAGAUAAGGUUUUUGAGGGAGAAAACUUUACCAUCAGCUGUCAAAUCAACAGCUUUGCCAAAGAAAGGAUUCAAAUGGAUGAUAUAAGGUACUCAAUAUUCCAAGACAACACACCUGUAAUAAAUGGUAGCAUAUACAAUGGCACUGCAGGAAAAGCAUCGAAUGGGAAAUAUAUAUGUGUUGCUGAAGCCAAAGAGAUUACCAAAAAGAGCAGGAGUGUGCUGUUUGAAGCAAAAGUUCUCGUUUCAAAGCCUGAGAUCUCAGUUGAUGGUCCUGUUAUCAUCAAUGAGUCAUUUUGGAUAUAUUGCCACUCUGACAAUGGAAGUCUGCCAAUUAUCUACUCACUAAAGAGAAACAAAAUUACCCUGAACAGGACUGAAGUGUCUGACCUUCGUGAGAAGGCUCGUUUCUUAGCCAUGAUAUCAACUCCUUCUGACAUCAGCAGUUACAUGUGUGAAGCAGAGAAUAAUGGCCAAUUCUCAAGAAAGAUGAGUGAAAGGUUACAUGUGCCUGUAAUAGUUCCAGUAGGGAAGCCCUUACUGACCGUCAUUCCAGUUCCAGGAAACAUUGAAGAGGGCAGUGAUGUUACCCUGAUAUGUAACAUUGCAAAAGGCUCUCCACCUAUCACAUUUAGUUUUUAUGGAGGCAGUGGCACAAAAAUCUACCACACCACAGUUCAAAGUAAUUCAUCCUCAUAUGGUCUGAGUGCAGUAAAGAGACAGCACAGUGGAAAUUAUUAUUGUGAGGCAAAUAACCAGGCAGAUGCCUUGAUGAGAAGUGACACAGUCACAGUCGAAGUGAGCCUGGCAAAUUGGAAAAAGGCUUUGAUUGCUGUGUUCUGCAUGCUGGUAGUGGCCCUGCUGGUCCUUUUCAUUGUGAUGCGCUACAAGGCCAAGCGAGGUAAAAGAGAGAUGGCUGCCGAACUAUCAAUAAAGCCUGCAAGCCCUAAAUCAGAUGACUCUUUAACCCUGAGUCUCACCCAUGACACCCAUUAUAGCGACCACACAGGCGCAGAGCUACACUUUGAUGCCUUGACGGGGAAAGUGACCUAUGGGACAUGAGAUCACCACAAUUAAUGGGAACAACUAAAGAAUCCUGUGAAUAGUGUAGUGAAGGGUCCAACAUUUUCAGGGAGUUAUGAAAACCAUAAGACAAAGCAAUUUCUAAGAUUAUGAAACUGGAGGCUAAAUUAGCUUUUCUAAAAAAAAAAAAAGAAAAAAAAAAGGAAAAAAAAAUAAGUAUUUUUAUAACCACCUCAGAUCUUUUUAGUUUUUCAGGUCAUACUUUUUUUUAAAAACAAGGAAAAUGGGAAUUUAACUGUGGAUUGGUAACAUGAUUGGAUUUUUGAAAAACUGUUGGUUUAGAUGCAAUGUCUAAAUGUUAAAUUUGUCAUCAAAAUGUGUCAGUUUUUGAAGCAGGCAAGUAUUGCAAUCAACUGCCCCAUUUUCUUUUUAUUCGCUUUAUGACAGCAGAAAAAAAUAGUAAACUCCCAUAUCACAGCAGUUUGGCUCAUUAUUCAUCUUAACAGCAUCUGAAUCAUCUGUUCACCAUUUGCUUUUUCUCUAAUUUCAUUGCUUUGCUUGCAUACAGUAUGUGUUCUUGCUUCCAUUAUUAUAUGUUUGUUUAUUAAUUGAUGUUCUUUAUUUCAUUUUACUCUAAAAGUAUCUGUGUUAAUGCUUUAUUUACUGUUAAAUAUUCUAUAAAAAUGUGUGUAUGUAUUUGGUACAUGAAACGAGAUUUGGUAGGCACUUAAAAUCUAAUAAAAUUCUUUAUUUGGAA
This is a messenger RNA of Cyprinus carpio (common carp), 2903 nucleotides long. RefSeq names its product platelet and endothelial cell adhesion molecule 1b (gene pecam1b). Gene Ontology annotation, biological process: cell surface receptor signaling pathway. The record is from RefSeq and is a predicted model, not a curated record. Lineage: Eukaryota; Metazoa; Chordata; Actinopteri; Cypriniformes; Cyprinidae. Gene Ontology annotation, molecular function: transmembrane signaling receptor activity.